Molecule: messenger RNA, 2852 nt
Organism: Salmo salar (Atlantic salmon)
Lineage: Eukaryota; Metazoa; Chordata; Actinopteri; Salmoniformes; Salmonidae
Source: RefSeq, a predicted model, not a curated record
UCGCGCGCCACGCCAAACAGGCUCUGCACGCUCCUGCGCUCCGAUUUGAUGCUCUCUGAGAUUCUGAAAAUACACGAGGGAGAAAGACUAGUCCCAAGGCAUGAAUACAAUAUUUAAUAAACUACAUGUCCACUCUAAGCGUCCGUCUUGCUGUACCUAUUGACCAUCGAUAGUUGUGUGCUCAAGUUUACCGAGAUCCAAAGUUGUCAGGCAGCGUUCAUUGAACGCAUGCGCAUUGCAUCCACUAUCCAGCUCAAAAUAAGAGUUAAAACAGAAACGAGGAGGAGGGGAGCAGGGAGAGAUGACUGACACCCCGCCCAGCGAUGGCCCCUCCCAGGGGGCAGAGUUUGACAUGAUGGGCGCUCUGGACUGGCAGGACGGCAUCGCCACACUGCCCGGCAGCGACAUCAAGUUCCGUAUGACAGAGUUUGGAACUUUGGAGAUCGUGACAGAGCCAGAGGUCAAAGACGCAGGGCCAACCCCCCAGAACCCCGCCCAGUCGAAAAGCCCCACCCCUCCACCAGAAGCCCAAUCGGAGAGCAGCGCAGCCUCUUCUGCAGCCAAGGAAGUCCAGCCACUUGCACCUAAGGCUCAAGGCCCUGUGCUUCUGUCUUUAGAGGAGGGUCCCACUGUGGAGGAGCCCAGGGCGGAGGCGGCGGGCCCCAGGGCGGAGGCGGCGGGCCCCAGGGCGGAGGCGGCGGGCCCCAGGGCUGCGAUGGCUAGCUGUAGGUCGUGUGGGGGCUCCGGUCCACUGGAGAGUUUCCUCCAGGGCAAAUACUGCAGCUCCAUUUGUGUCCAGCCCUCCAGUGGCAGGUCAUCUCCCAGAGAGCAGAGGGAGAGAGAGGGGUGGGAGGGGGGACUGGGGAAACGAGUGAGGAAGAAGAGGAAGAUCUACAUGGACUCUGGUGAUGAAGAGGAAGAUAACCAGGAGGAGGAAGAGGACAAGGCCAAGGCUGUCAAAGGGAGGAGAGCUGCUAAGCUGGCCAAGCUAGUGACAGCCCCACCCAAUAAGAAGCGACCCUGGAGCUGGCCCUCCUACAUGGAGGAGGAGAAGGCUAUAGCUGCCCCCCUUAAACUGUUCAAGGAGCACCAGUCGUUCCCUCAGAGCAGGAAUGCCUUCAAAGUGGGGAUGAAGUUAGAAGGACUGGACCCCUGUCACCCCUCUCUGUUCUGUGUGCUCAGUGUUGCUGAGGUCCAGGGUUAUAGGGUAAGGCUUCAUUUCGACGGGUAUCCAGAGUGCUAUGACUUCUGGGUAAAUGCUGACACCUGGGAUGUGAAGCCGGCGGGCUGGUGUGAGAAGAUGGGGCACAAGCUGCUACUGCCUAAAGGUUGUAAGGAUGGGGAGUUCAACUGGAACAUGUAUGUGAAGAACUGCAGAGGUCAGCUGGCCCCCAAACACCUCUUCAAGAGCCUCAACACGUCGGUGACUCCGUCGGGGUUCCGUGCGGGUAUGAAGCUGGAGGCGGUGGAUAAGAAGAACCCAUAUCUGAUCUGCGUAGCGUCCAUCGCGGCUGCUGUUGACAACAGACUCCUCAUACACUUUGACAACUGGGACGACACCUAUGACUACUGGUGUGAUGCCAGCAGUCCCUACAUCCACCCUGUAGGUUACUGUGAGGAGGCUGAGCUGACCCUCACCACCCCUGCUGAGUAUAAGCACCCGAGGAGUUUUUCCUGGGAUAAAUACAUGGAGGAGACUGGGACACAGGCAGCCCCUGCACGUGCCUUCAAACUGCGUCCGUGCCAUGGGUUCCAGGCUGGAAUGAAGCUGGAAGCCGUCGAUAAGAGGAACCCCAUGCUCAUCCGCGUAGCAACCAUCGCCGAGGUGGAGGACCACCGACUGAGGAUCCAUUUUGAUGGCUGGAGUGAGGAGUAUGACUACUGGGUGGAUGCUGACUGCCCAGACCUGCACCCUGUGGGCUGGUGUCAGAAGACUAGUCAUCCCCUACAACACCCCUCCAAUGGCUCCACUGAUAUGCUGGUCCUCCCAGGGCAGGGCUGUCCUACCCCAGGAUGCAAUGGGGUUGGUCACAUCCGAGGACCCCGCUACGGAACCCACUACACGGGGGUGAGCUGUCCGUACUCGGAGAUGAACCUGAACAGGGAGGGCCAGGUACCAGACCGUCUGAGUGGAGAACGACCUAUUACCCUGAGUGGGCCUCAUCACCGUGGGCGACGCCCAGACCCUCCUUCACAUACCCAGACAAACAGCCCCACCACACCAGAGCAGCCCGAGCCUGCAGACGACUCCCCUCAGACCAGUGUAACUAGGGGGCCGACGGUUGACGAGGGCGAACGAUUCAGGUGCAGCAGUCAGAGUGAGCCACCAGGGGGCUCCACUGAGCCCAUCAACGAAGGAGCCAAGGCCAAGAGGUCUGCUCCAGUCCCAAAGUAUCUGAAGCUGCACGUCGUCAAGCAGGAGAGUGGAGAUGGGAAAGACUCCCUGUCUCUCCAGCAGGCGCUCCAUGAGUCAGUGUUCUCCCCGGGUGGCUCCUCCUCUCCCCCUCACAGGGUGGCUCUGUGCUGGGACAAACACUGCCAGCUGCUCCCUGAGGUCCUGGGCCUCACAGCUAAGAGAGUUGCAACCUGGACUGCCGACGAGGUGGCCAGUUUUGUCAAAGGGCUCCCAGGCUGCAAAGAGCAUGCUGCCACCUUCAGGACAGAGCAAAUGGAUGGAGAGGCCUUCCUGCUUCUCACCCAAGCAGACAUAGUCAAGAUCCUGUCAAUCAAACUAGGCCCCGCCCUCAAGAUAUACAACGCCAUACUCAUGCUGAAGAACGCUGAUGAGGAGUGAGACGCCCCCUCACGCUUCAUUUCCUCCCACACCCGACCGCUGUAUCAGAAUAGUCUAG